Molecule: messenger RNA, 16047 nt
Organism: Pocillopora meandrina
Lineage: Eukaryota; Metazoa; Cnidaria; Anthozoa; Scleractinia; Pocilloporidae
Source: the annotation of a GenBank genome assembly
UGCAUUUAUCACUCAGAAAUAAAAGAUGAAGUGAACUGAUGGCCUUAUUUUGAAGUAGCCGGUUGCAAAGCCGUGUUUCCCUGAUUAAAAAGGAAACUAGCUUACUCUUCAGCACCUGCCAUGUACAGAUUAAGCAGAAGAUUUCGUAGACGAUUUGGGAAGGACAAAGAAGAAAAGAAGGAUAAACAUGCAUUGGACUAUGUCAUCGUUCUACUUGAUAGCAGCGAUCUCUCGUUCAAUUUGCAUGUAAGUUUUGAUGAUGUAUUAGUUCCUAACAGCUUACAUUAGUAAGAACGGUGGACGCUACCAUUAUUGACACGAUUUUGGGCAAUUUGUUUUGGCGUGUAACUGAAAUGAUUUGUUGUCUUCGACGAAUUCACGCAAAUGAUAUAUGGCUGCAUUUCCGCCAGUAAAGUUUCAAACUUUUCUUUUGUAAUUUAAUGUCAAGUUUUGAAAGGAAUGUUCCAGAAGAGCUAAUAUUUGUAGAAGAUAUAGAAAACAGUGGACUCUUUGUUGGUUUUAUGGCUGUAUGUCUAUAAGAUAAGAUCUAACUGUCUUUGAAUGUUUUUUAAUUUAUACUAGGUCGUUGCAGAGUUCAAUAUACGUUGAAUUUACUUGAGCACAUUUCAUGUUUACAAGUAUCUUAGAGAUCACACCACCUGUUUGGCAAACUGUUUUUCUUUUCCUCAUGGAAACUUAACCAUAAUCCGAAAGCAAAAAGACAUUCCAUUCUGCAAGAGCAAGCAUCAUUAACCUUUAACUUUACAUUUACAUGUUUCAACGGGGCGUUCCGGCGAAGCGAUUCUUACCAUAGGUUUAUUUUUUUAACCGUCUCUAAACAUGUUGGUCGUGAUGAAUCAUGACAAUUUUUUUUCUCGGCUCAGUGUCGUUUCUUAGCGCCUGAUUACUUUUAAAAAGACGUAUUCUUUUGCUGGAAUAUUACGAGUGCCCUUGUUUCAACGUCUGAUGUAAUAAUACCGAUGUAUUUGCGCGCAGUGAUAUAUUGCAGACCACUGAAGUUGAAAUUUUAUUGCAGCAAUGUUGAGUAUAAUUUAAGAGAAAGUGUCAAUCAAAAGGUAGAUAGGGAUAGAGAAAUCACGCUAUUAUUGUGUGUUUAUUGCUUUUUAUUCAUAACCUUAUCUUUGAUAACUAUUUGUUAAUUUGAUUACUGUGUUUUCUUUUGCCCAGUUGUGAAAUAAAAUCCUAUAAUUACUUUUCAAUAGACAGAUGUCUUUUAGGUCCAAAUCUUUCUGUAGCUGGUUUCUUGACAAUGUUUCAGAGUGCAUUUGAGGUUUUUUUGAUGGAUUCUUUACCUGUGUAUUCUCAAUAAACUGCAUGAUUUUUUGGUAUUAGGUUAUAGAAGUAGUAUGAUAGUAAUCACAUUUCCUUCCGUCCAAGGCAUCAAGGAGUCAAUUGUAAUAAUAUUGUGAACAAUUGAUAACCAGGACAAAAGCAAUAUCCAGAAAGACAUGUUUAGUUUUUUGUUUUUUAGUUAUUAACUAAACCAAGGAGGUUUUCCUUUGAAAGAGUUAUUUAUUUUAGUGUUCAAGUGGCAAAUGCGAGCUUUGAAUUAAUAUACAUGUGGCUACAUAUACAUGUGAUUGUCAUUUGACUAAUUUAAGUAACAGUUACAGACAACAAGACAUAGUUCAAUAUGACCAAGAUUUUAUUUGAGUUUUUUUCAUGGCUCCUCUAUUUGAAAAUCAUAAGGAAUUUGUCUUUGUCAUUGAAAUGGUACACUACAAACUUAUAUGUGUAUCAACACUGAUUCUUUGAAUAACAGUUUGGGACCAAUUGGGUUAUAGCAAGGUUGUAGCCAUUUCAUAGUUAUUGACUUCAAAUGGCUGCUGUGAUCCACAGCCAACAAAGUUGUAUGAAUGUGACAAGUAAAAGAAUGUAAUGGCUUCCAUGUAGCUCACUGUGGUUAAUUAUUCUUCUUAAACUUUUUAGAAAAAGGCCAAAGGACAAGAACUUCUUGACCUUGUUUUUAAGAACCUGGAUCUUGUAGAGAAAGACUACUUUGGUCUUCAGUUUAUGGACACACAUCAAGUUUCGGUAUGGUUAUUAUUUCUUCUUCUGAACCCUCUAGAUUGAGAGGGAAUUUUCAUCUGAUUGAAAGGAAGUGGGUAUCACUGUUCCUGGGGUGAGGGCAUGUCCAAUGGAGAAAAAGAUCAUUUGGGGUUAGGGUUAAUUUUUUGGCAAAUACAUGAUAUUACAUAUUCAUUGCUAGGUGAAGUAAGGAUAAAUCUAUAUGGAGACCUUACAAGUACACAGGAUUCAAUAAGCUUUUCCAUAAGCAGCUUCCAACAGUGUAAUAAAUGGCUGUGCCCAGAGAAGGCACUGUAUAAGGCAAAACCCAAACAUGAGAAGUGUCUGGCAGGCCCAACAGACAGCAGGAAGAGUUCUUAUGGGCUGUGGUAGACCUUUGGUAACUGGCUUUAUCAAAAACCCUGUAAUUAUAGGACAAUUUUGUCUUGAACAAGCUUACAAUUCUAGUUGUAGUAAUAUAUAAUAAUAAUAAUAAUAAUAUAAUAAUAAUAUAAUAAUAUUGUAAAUAUAUGACUUUCAUAUAUUCUUAACCAUUAUAAAUACUUAUUGCUGAUGUAAACUUUAUCCAUUUUCCUGACAGCAUUGGUUAAAUCCUAUGAAAAAAAUCAAGAAACAAGUCAAAAGUAAGAAAUUCUACACUUCUUCCUUUUAUUUCCUGUGAUUCAGAACUGUUCAGAAAUGAGAAGCAAAGAAAAACCUACUUUUUGUGAGAUAAGUUUUAAUCUGUAAAUGUCACAUGUUUGUCCCUUGUGCUGGUAAGAUUUGUAUCAAAUUAUUUAUUAUAAUCUUUUGUUUUAAUAAGAAUAAUAAAUGUUUUUACAAAUGCAAAUAUGUAAUUAUAAUUAAAUUCUUAAUAUUAUUUUCCAGUUGGUCCUCCAUAUACAUUACACUUCCGAGUCAGAUUUUAUGCUGCAGAACCACAAGACUUGACAGAGGAACUUACCAGGUAAAUAUUCUGCAACAAACAAGCUUUCUAAGCUGCAAUAGUUGCCAUGGCAAGAAGGAAAUAAUUAAGAAAUGAAAAUGUGAAGAAGGUCAUCAAUUCAAGAACCAAUAAACAAGUUGAAACUGAACAUAAUAGAGAUUUCAUUGUCAAUGCUCUAAAGUUGAGGUGAAAUAGACUUUUGCAUGAAAUGUUAUUGACAUUUAAAUGUCUUAACCUUAUGUAAGAUUUCCUUCCUUCACCGUGGUUGUUCUGGUAUUAAGCUUUGUUUGAGAUGUUGCCUGUGAUAGUCAGUCAAACUGUUAACAGUCAUAACAAAGUGAUUUGGUAUUAUCAACUGAGUUGACAAUGUAAAUUGGCAACUGUUGAGAGUUUCAAAGCUGACAUUUCAAGCAUUAGCCCAUCAUCAGAACAGAUGUAGGAAUUGUGGGUUGUGUGUGUGUUUAUAUGCAGAAAAUUGAGCUAUACUAUCGGAGGGAACAUGGAAAUGAGAAAAACAAGAAUAAAUUAGUUGAAUGAAAAGCAUUCACUGAUACUUUGGAAAUUAGGAAUAUCAAUUUGAAAGAUAAAUUUUUGUUCUAGAGUUUUGUGGCUUUCCAAAGUGCCUAGAUGUAGGGAAAGCCUGCAAACUGCUCAGAAAGAUUAGGGAAAUUUAAGUGUCCAGUGACUGGUUUGGAUGGGUCCUUGUCAUUGCUUUCUAUGUUGCAAAGGUGCUCUCAGAAUUGGUCACCUAGCUGUCUUCCUGUUUCACUAAGAAAUAAGAGCAAGUUAUGCAGUAGAUGACAUUGGUGGAGGUGCACUUGAAGUUAUCAGUAAUCUUAAUGGAUCUCUUGGGUCCCGACAUUUUCUCUAUGUUAUGAAUGCAUUGUGUGCAGGCGAAUUUGAAAGGUUCAGGUUGAUCAUUAGUUUGUAAUGAACUUCUAUUGUGUUUUGAAUAAAAUUGGUGGAGGUUGCAAAAAGAUAUACCCAAACCAUUUUGAAAUAAUUUAAAAUUUUUAAGAAUGAUAGAUUUAACUGUGUGGUUAAGGUUGCAAAAUGGAAAUUUUGAGUUGGGAGCCCUGCAAAUGUUACAUUUGCAUUGAAAAAGUUUAAAUAUAAUCUAUGAUAUAUGUGUUAGUUAAUGGAAGCUAAUAUUUCAUGUUAAUUUGCUUUAUCAAUUCCCAUUUAGAUAUCACUUCUUUCUGCAAAUUAAGCAAGAUAUAUCCAGAGCAAAGUAAGUUUUUCAUCCUUUAAAAUGCAAUAUUUUUAAUUUAAGAUGUUAUUAUUUUUUAUGAGAAAUUUGUAAACAGGCAUAUAAUGUGUCAAUAGAAACUACUUCCUACUAAAGAUAUAUUAUGUAUGCUUAAGAUUGACAUCUUUUUCUAGGCUUGAGGUUCCACUCAAGGUUGGUGUUGACUUGACUGGCUACAGUUUGCAAUGUAAGUUUUGAACAUCCUUUUGAAAAGUAAUUUGUCUGUGUUUGUUGUGAGUAGAAACUUGCAAAUUGCCAAAAAAAAUUCAUGGCAUCAUCUGAUCAACCUCACUUACAUGCAUCUGGGUCAAAUUUAGUUGUUUUACUCUUCAUAAACUUUCUGUCAGUCUGACAUCCUUGUAGUACACUUUGCUUCUGUUGUUUUGUCUCUUCAAAAGUUUGUGUUUCUGAGUGUAAAGUUUUUCUUAGAUUAGUGGAUAUUUGAUGUCUCUGUGCACUGGUUCAAUUGCAUUUCAUUUCACAUUUGUAGCUCAUCUUGGUGACUUUGAGCCAGAGCUUCAUGAAGCAUCAACUGAUUACAUUACGGAAUUCAAGUUUAUUCCCAAUCAGGUACAGUAGGCAAUUACAAAAUUAUGAUGCAUAAAAAGGAGGCUUCUUACAGUAAAAAAUAAAGUAAAUAAAAAAAUUACAAACUUAAGAUGCAUAGAAAUAAAUUUUGUAUUUAAAAAUGUUAGAUUUUUCCUCAGAGCCAAGUAACUGAGUUAUGCAUAUUCUUCUUCUGUCAAGAAGGGGUCCUCACCUGGGGCCACAACAAAAAAACGAAAACUUGCAUGAUUGAAACAUUAAUUACAUCACAGAGUAAAGCUGUUAUUUCGGUUGCCGUACAAAUAUCUUAAGCUUUUUGUAUUCUCUGCAGUUUAGAGCUAAUGCUAAUGGAUAGUUGCUGGUAAAUCAUUUAUUUGUUUUAGACAAAAGAGUUGGAGAAAGAAAUCAAGAAGAAGCAUAAAGCUCUUGUGUAAGUUUGUGCUAAGAGUAGUGAAUGUAGUUCAUUGUCUAACCCUGCAGUGCAGGCAUCUUACCAGGGAAAUUUAACAUCACAAGCUGGCCAUCAUCUAGCUGGCCAUGUUUGAUUUAAAGUGGAAGGUGGGGUAAGGAGGCCCUCUCUUUUGUUUUGAGCAUUGCUCACCCCCUCAGUGCAAAUUUUCUCUCCCCAGCCUUCCACUGCAGCUGUAAAAAAUCAAAGAUGGCAGCCAUAAUGUAUGGAAGAAAAUGUUGUGCACCCACCUGCCAAAAUUAGGCCUGCUCUGCAAGCUAUUCAUUGUCCUUUUAUCACUACAUUAUAAAAAUAAUAAUGCAAUAUUUUGAAAUUCUCCUUUGACUAAUCUACCUUUGUUUGAUCAUUUUCACCAGUGGCUUGAAUCCAGCUGAAUGUGAAGUUAAUUUCCUCAAGAUUGUGAAGAACAUGGAUUUCUAUGGAGUUGAUAUCCAUACUGUUGUAGUAAGAAAUACGCCAUUCAUUGACUUGCUAUUCAGUGAAAUUACAGCAGUAUUAAAAUUUGAUAUUCUACCUAUUCAAAAUCUUUUUACUUUUAAUAAGUGUAAUUAGUCUUGUUCGUGCCUUGUUAUAGCAUCUAAGUUUCCAUUUGUUUUCACAUUAUUAGGGGGAAAACAAAAUGGAGUGCCAGCUGGGUUUGACACCUCGUGGUAUUUUGUCCAUCAAGGACAAAGAGAAGAGGACAAUUUUUGCGUGGUAAGCAGAAAGAUAAACAGUUUAUUAACAUUAUAUGCUUGUUGUGUGAUCUUUCAGGGUUGUGGAAUGUCAAGUUAAACUAAUUGCCUAACUUUUCCUUAACUUUUCAGGCAGAAGAUUACCAAAAUCUCAUUCAAGAAAAACAGAUUUCACCUGGAGUACCAAGGGGUACAAGUUCUUUCUUGAUUGUUGCACCAAGAUUUGCUUAAGUGUUUUAAAUUAAGAACUAACCUAACCUUCCUUGUAGUUCUUUUCUAACGCUAACUUUCCGCAUAUUGCGGACCUAUUUCUGUUUCAGGCUCAACGGCAUGCUGAAAGUUACACGUACACGUGUACCAGUUCCCUCGCUGCCAAGCAUCUAUGGAAAAGUGCUAUUGAACAUCAUACAUUCUUCAGGUAUUAUGAAGGUUUUUCAGUGAAUUUUUUUUUUGAUUGGUCAAUUGCUUUUGUUAAUUUUUUCCAUGCCGAGUAAAGUUUAAUGUGGGCUUUUUUAAUCAUCUUUGACACAGACUCGUAAAACCAACUACAAAGCCAAAGAGAACGUCCAGCUUCCUACGCUUUGGAUCACGUUACAGAUAUAGGUUUGUAUCAAACUGCACGAAGCUUCUCUUAUUUUUUUUCUUUUCUGAAAGCUAAACUGAUAGUGAAGCGGCACCGCACAAGAAUCGCGAACCUAGAACUCGAGGGGGGCAGGGGUCAGGGGUCAGGAGAAUAGAAUUUUCUCAGUUAGCACACCCUCCCCUUCCUCGUCGCUUUUUCACGCGCGCCCGCCGCUCAAGCAGUUGAAGAAGCAAUUGAGAAAAUACAGAAAGACAACUUGAAGUGAAAUGAUGCACUGCGCGUCGUCGUUAAUAUAAUUAACAACAACAAUUGCAACAAAAUAAGAACAACAAUACUUUAUUAAGAUGCACUCCACCGAGAUGUGCUUGUUAGACGUGUAUGUGGAAAUAAAUACUUAUAAAUGAAUUACAAUGAGUAUGACAAUGGAGGGCUAAAAUAGCGUAAAUUCUGCCAUAUACUAUUAUAUACGUUGGAGGGAAAAGGACGAGAAAAUGAAGUUUCUAAUUAUUUGUUUGUUGGUUUGUUUGUUUGUUCUUUUUUUUCUUGAAUUUGUGUUUUGGUUUAGCGGGAGAACAGAGCAUCAGGCUCAAAGAGAUGCGAGAAUGAGCGCCAGGAAGUCACUCAAGAUUCAAAGGUAAUCUGAACUACUGUGUAAAAGCUAUGUUACUUUUGUUCAUAGCAAUUUAUAAGAGAUGAAAGAGUGUGAAUUCAUCAAACAUUGGAGUAAGAUUUGCGAUUGAAACAAAAACUGUUCUUGUUAGGAUAAAGUGUUAUACCCCAUUCACACCAAAGCUAGUAUCGACUUCAGUUAGCGUAUUGAAAAUACGAAUUACUGACUACUUGAACCCUAUGAAAAAUUCAGUUUUUCAGUUCUCUGUUUCUAAUGCAGUUAAACGUAAUUUAACUAAACAUGUUUUGCUGGUAUGAAUGAGGUAUUAGUUAUAAAUAUAUUAGAAUUGAGGGGGUAAGUUACUAAAGAAACUGUGGUGCCACGUUGGGGAGGGGGAGAGAGGGAGAGGGAGGGGGAGAGGGAAGGGGAGGGAAGUAUAGGAAGAUAUCUUGGUUUCAUCAACUGAGUUGAUGAUGUAAACUGGCUAACGUAAAGAGUUCCCAAAGAUGACAUUUCGAAGGUUACCCCUUGGUCAGAGCAGAAUCACCUGGUUGUAUUAUGAUCCAAACACACUUGGGUUGACCUUUAGUAAUUAUUUUAAUCUGUUAAAUGGUUUGCGUUCAACAUCUAAGGCUUGAACGCCUUCUUGCUUCUAUUAAGAUCUAAUAUUAUUCCCCUCGUCACAUUUGAGCAGGAGAUUUUCCUCAUUGACCCAGUGAGGUUUCUUGGCAACACAACACGCAUAAGUCAAGUGGCGCCCACUUUUUGUUCUUUUGUUAUCAGUGGGUAAAGUUCCCAGCCACUGUUUGUAGCAGCUUACAAGAAGGUGUGAAAAGCCUGCUGGAGAAGUAUUCAGCUGUAGUAUUAUUUUAACAGGUGGAUUACACCGAGGAUUACCAAGCCAGUGGAUCGCUCUUGUUUAAAAUCAGGUUUAUUUACAUGAAUGUUUCUUUUAGGGCAACAAGUGAACGAUUUUCAAAGAGACCUACUGUUGGUGAGUAACCAGUUGACUUUCAAGACGACUCCUGUUGUGUUCAAGAUAUCAUUUAUUAUUUAAACAUGUUUGUGCGUCAUAUGUGGUGUUAACAAUAAUCCCUCAAUCAACCAAACGCCCAACUUGGUUUCAUAUUCCAUGUUUCGUUAGUGCAAGUCGACUGAUUAUCAACACAGAGAAUGAACGAAUUACUCUACAAACUUCGCUCCUGUAAGCGUUAUGACUGAUCAAUCGAACACUUUUUGUCGUCGUUUUCUCACCAUCGUUAAAAUGCUGAUGUUAAAAUCAAAUCUUGCCACUGCGUAUUUUGGCAACAACUACAAGUUCUUUAAGGAAUGUACUUCGAAGAUGUACCUCAACAAGAAUAAAUUUCAUCGAUUGGUCUGACUUCUUCACUUUUCUAGAUAUAGAAACAUUCAUGUAGCACUUUUCCAUUAUUGGCUGAUGUUUAUGAAAUCCAUUUUCGUGGACGAGACCCUGUAAAUUUGGCUGAUGGCUGAUAUACCCAUGAUUCUUUGCAGACGUAUGACCAUAUAUUGUUCGCUGCUAGCUUCACAUUUAGUGUUGGAUCUGUAGUCACUAUUUACCAUAAACAGUUUUAGUCGUAAAAGCGCAAGUAAACGUUUUUUUCGGUAUCUGUAAUCGCAUUAAAACUGUAGGCGCCAGUUAAUUAGUAGUGAAAAUGUCCUCGUAAGAUUUCUACUUAAUUACUUUACAGUCAACUUUCAUUAAAUUUUUUGCAUCUUCGUUUUAAAAGUUUUCGUAAGUUGUGGAUAAAAGUUUUCGUGGCCUCCACGUAGAUUGACAAAUAAUAACAUCUUCAAUCGAUUGUUUUGUAUUUUACAAAGAGGCUCUUAUUCAGUCGAUCAUUUGUGAAACUAUAACUAUGAUCACUUCUGACAAGCCUUCGUUUAUUGGUGAGUUGCUGAUGAGAAUUGAACUUGUUUUGAUUGCCGAGUUCUUGGCAUUUGACGUCAUGGCAUUGAGGAAAUACACUAGUGUAAAACUGAGCACAAGUUUUGUGCGUGAAAAGAAAAAUUGAAGAUAAAGAGGAUAUUGUCAGAGGUAUAAGAAAUUUCACUUCCAGCAGGCCUGCUCAGCUACAAAAAAAUUAUAACCUUCAUCCGAAUUUGUGGAGAAAUCUUUUUUUGUCCUUACUCACAUGUGAUUGUGUUUUCGAGGGUCAUGAUAAUUAACCCUUGAACUCCCAUGAGUGACCAAGACAGAAUUUCUCCUUACAAUAUCAAUACAAUAUCAAACAGACAAGUGAUGAGAAUAAAGAAAAAAUUUCAAUUAGGGGAUUAUAAGUUGAUCUAGUACCAAAUUUACCAAACUAACAUCACAAGGACUGUAUGGCAGACAGUAAGGAGAAUUACUAAUAAGAUAUUGGGAGUUGGAGGGUUAAAAAAGCUUGAAAUGGACCAGUUUUAUAGUUUGUUUUUCUGUGACAGGCUUUAUUCGUGUUGGUUCCCGAGUUUGGGGUAAGGCGCUGAAUGGUGAUUUUUACAAAGGAGUGGUGACUGGUUUGGGAGAAAUGCUGCACAUAAAGUUUGACAAUGGAGACACUAUUGCGCAUGACAGAACUGACCCUGAGUGUGUUGUAUUUGAUCAAGUUCCUGAGAUCAGUGACUUAGAAAUUGGUAAGAACACGUUUAACAACAGGCUACUGAUUUUACUUAUUGAAUAACGUAAAAUUCACUGACUUCGGUCCUACCAACCUUCUCCCUUUUUUUUUUUUUUUUUUUUGUCCAGGGAGUCGCGUGAUCGCUCAUUGGCCAAGUCUGCCCGCUAAGCUGUCUGGGAAGGUGAUUGGUAUUGAGCAUGGCAAGUACUAUGUGGAGUAUGAUGAUGGAGACAAACAUCACAACACUAUAGACCAGCUAAGGAUACUCAAACCACCUUUGUAUUUCGGUAAGAUUUUAGAAAAUAAAUACAAUGUUCCUCUUCUAACCGUGUUCGAGGUCCUUCUUUAAAGUGAGUGUUCACUGUUUCAAUUUGUGGCUGUGCAAGCUUGAAAUCGAAUGGGACAAACCGAGGAUCGGUAACUCACAGUAAAAACUGAGAAGACGAAGUUGUUUCGUUACUUAUCAUAUCCCUACUUUGACUAUGACGAGUUCAGUAAACGACCUGUAGUCUAGUCUAAUCUUGAUGCGCUUCGAAGUGAAAACGAGUCCAGAUGUGGGCACGUUUUAACACAAUUCAAAGGAAUGUUUAUUUUCCUUCUUAACUUAAGAAUAAUUGGUUAUUAGUAACGUGAGAUUUUGGCUACAAAAGCAGAUUGAAUUUAGGCGCAAUAGAGUAUGGCCUCCUCAUUUGGCCAAUCACAGCGCGCGAACCAUCUGCGAUAUUUUUGAAAACCUGAUAACAUUCACUCCUUGAUACGAGUAAUGAAUUGAGAGUGCUGAUCUUUUUAUUGCGAGCCCUUAAAGGAACGGAGCCUAUGUGUAAUUAUUACUGGCAGAGUGAAAUAAUAAUAACGAAUUCAUUCGUGUCGCGCUCAUAUCCACUGGUUGUCCCAUGAUUAUAUCAGAGUAAUACAAAGGAAGAGAUAAACAGCGAUAAAUUAUCGAUUCCUCUUAUUUCCCUGUACUGAUAGGGGUUUUUGCUGCCAUUUUAAAAGUUUAAUUUGAGUGCAAGUAACUAAAAUAGAACCAAACACGUAACGUGUUGUUUCUGGCAGUAAUUCGUCCGACAAUAUAUUGUUCUUUCGACAAUAAUAUUACAACAAUUAGUUUGAGACUGGGUCAAUGUCUGUGGUUGUUUUGUAACAUUUACAAAAGUUUCUUUUGUGCUUGUGAAUGAUAACUUUUAGGGUUUAAGGUUUUCAAUGCUGUGUUAUUAAUCUGUUUGUCUUCCGGAUAUUGCUACUAAGGAGGCAGCUACAAAAAUAAGUUACACCGGAUGUUUGGUUUGUUAGUUGUGUCCGAGAUGCGGUUUUAUCCACUCAGCAGGCAUGUGUGAGUAGUUCCAACAAAACACUUUACUCGCGUUAACUUUGCCUCAAAUGUGGCUUCUUUCCAAAUAAGAAAGUUACCAGUAAUUCGAGUAUUUCAAGAAUGUUCUUUGGCAGUUUAAUUAUUCAUGGUUGGCCUCAGGGGUCGUAUCAUCUCGAACGAAACUUUUAAUUAUUUUAGUUACUGAAAUUCCCUAAGUGGAAAAGUUUUACGCCGGUUGUGUGCUGCGCCUACUCAGGACCCCGUUUAUUUUCAAAGGAUAACUUAGUUGUGAUUUGAGGGAAGUUGUAUUCUGCAUAAAGCGAGCCAUGAUAAUUGCGUUUUUAUCUCAUUUUACAAUUAGUUUGUUAAAUAUAAUUAAAUCAUGGAAAGUUCUUGAACACACCUUACGUUGUUUACGUUACGUUCUGUUUUCGAUUCAAUUUGGCAAACUAAAAGUCGGGAAAGUUCACGGAAUUCUAUUUACGCACUAGAACUCGUUACUUUAAGACGCGGCUUGAUCAUUUAUCACUAGAAGAACUCUUCUCGUUGGCGAGUGACGACGGAAAAAAUUUUAGGUUGCCUCCAACUUAGAAGUGAUAACAUGAAAUUCUCCUCGUGUAAGAAAGUUCAUUUCGAGGGCGCGCUCCGAUAUAUCGUGAAAGGUUAGUAGGUUAAAAUGUAAUGUUCUUUCAAGUGACACUUCUUCGCUAUUUAAUUGCUUUCCUGACGAUCCUUAGUAAAUGCAUUCUAGUGCAACACUGUAAACAGUGCUUAUGUUUAAAAAGGUUAUUCUAUAGGUUGUAAUUAAUUCGAGUCCUGCGUUAAAUUAGCAUCCCGCCCGGGAGCUGGGACAAACCUCCUGGCCCCAAAUGCUCAGAAGAGAUCUGAAAAAGCCAGUGAAAGAUACAAUGAAACUAAAUACGAAAUAGUUUUCAUUUUACGUUUUACUCCAAAUCUCGCCGGGAAUUGCAUUUUGAUAAAAUUAAUUUUUGACAAUAUUAAUUAACGGAGUUGUAAAACAUUUCCGAUUUCUAGGUUCGAUUGUGUUGUAAAGCUCUGAUAUUAUAACUCGUGCUCUAACGUAAAAAGCUUGAGAUUACUAUUGCGAAUCAUGUUUUUUUUAAAAAAUACAUAUACACCUUUUGUCAGUAUUACCCUUUGCGCCAGAGGAGUCUCGUCUUUGUAUGUUUAUUCAAAUGAAAGAAUAGCAAAAGUGCAGCUCUAACAAUCUUGCACUGUAGAUGAUGGGUAGAAUCUUGUUUGCUUUUCUUCGGUCUUUGUAAAGAGAACUGCAUCGCAUUUCUCAGUUUUUGGCUCAUAAUUUUUUCCAAACAUUACUUUGUUAUUAACCGAUCAAAUCGGAACAUCAAACUUUUAUUUACCAGAGCAAACGAUCAGUAAUAACUAUUUUUAUUUUCCUCUCACUAGGACCCGGAGCCAAAACUCGGCGAGGCCUUAGAAAAGCAGAAUCAAUGAAAGUAACAAGUCUGACUGGUCGAGCUGUGAUUACCACUGAACUGCCUCCACGCUCCAACUCUAAUGGUUAUGUUAAACCUGAAGAACAUCUCUCGUCUGAGGCUGUGGAUGGUGCCAUAUCUUUACCAUCCACGUCAGAGACUAGGAAGGUCGACGAUGAUUCUUCCGAAUUAUUCGGUGCGUCGAGCGUUUCCGGAGGUCUCCCAGACGAUCGACCGAAGAAUAUCCAUGCGCGAUCAGCGUCGCUUCCUGCCAAUGUUCGACUUCCACGUUCGGCUUCCACCAAACACGAUAGCACCUCGUCAUCUCCUUCUACGUCGCCCAGAACAGACAAGAAAGCCACUCGUAACAAGUCAUUUGCGGGAACAACCAAGGCCUCUUACGCCAAAAGAGCUCCACUGGAGAUUUUCUCGUUGCCUGAAACAGAUGUUGACUCGGGUAUCUCAGUGGCUUGUGAGAGACCAACGUCGGGAAGGCAAUCCAAACGAAACCUUCGAAUAAUGGAUCUAAUGAAGAACAGUAAGGAGGAUGAAAAGAAAUCGGGAAAAUCCAAAAGUGACGAAACGCACAGCCAAUCAAAGCGUGAUAAAAAAUCUGGAAAAGUGAAGUCUGUAGGUUCCACGCCCGCUCGGCCAGACAUACGGGUUUCUCCGAAUGCACCUUACGUGCCGAAUUACUUAGAGACAGACCUUGACUCUGAUUCUGGGAAGCACAGUAAUUACUUCGUGGACGAUCAGCGAAGCUUUCGAGUAUUUAUACCCAGUGAUAGAAACAAGCGAGAUCAUAAAAAGCGCUUCACUACAAUUGAUGGAAUUUCUGCUUCAGACGAAAGAUUACUUCGAGGAAAAGGCGCUUCUCCUGUGAAAAGGUCUGAAUUCAUAUUUCCGUUUCAUUUCCUUUUUUAAUAUUUUUUCCGUGUGUUUCCUUUUCAUUUUGUGUAUUCUGGUGACUUGACCCAGUCUCCCGACCAAAGGUGGGGAACUUAAAGAGAGCUAGGAAACCCUCCUCCCUUUUUCCUUAAAAAGAUAGUUAGUUUUAAUAAGCAUUCACAUGUCAAGUUUUCAAUGAGCAUCGUGUUAAAGAAGGAAAUGAAAAGGAAAACGUUGAAAGUCGAAGUAAGUAAAGGAAGCAUGUGCCUCUUUUUGUUUUCGGAAACUUUCGUGAGAUAUUUUAAAUUUUUCUUGAUUCUGUUCUUAAGGUUUCUCGUCGUCGAUAGUUGUUAUUUUGUUCAUUAUGUAUUUAUAUUCAGUUAUUGACUGUCGCGCAGAUCCUAAAUAAUCUCUACCUUCUUUAGUGCUUUCAUCUUAAUCACUUUCCUUAUGUGGCUUUCUUGUUAUAUUCAAGCGUCUUUUCAAAGUUACCAGCAUAUAAACCUCUUUUUGCACAAGAUAUCUUUAAAUUCGAUGUCGUCAUCUUUACCGUUUAUUUUGUGUUUCAGGAGACGAAGUUCACUUCCGGAGCUGCGCACAAUUUUCAAUCAAAAACAGGAAGAGAACAAUCCUCAGGGGUAUGUAAUAAGUUGUUUCGACUUUUCAGUUUGACUUGAUUGAUGUAAAAUUUGUUCUCUCACGAUUUCCUUAUUUUAUUAUUUGUUUCUUUGCCAGUAACGAGAAUAAACUGACAAGGAGAAAUAGAACGCAUUCCCUGAACGAUCUCGCCAAAAUGUAGGUGUUGUUUGUUUGUUUACUAUUCAUUACAUUUCCUUCGUGAAGGACGCUGUGACUUAAUGGUUAGCGCGCUACGCUCCCGAUCGAGAGGUCUCGUUCCGACCCCUGAUGGGGUCAUUGUGUAAUGUUCUUGGGCGAAACACUUUACUCUCCCAGUCCCUCUCUCUGUCCAACUUAGAACAGCCUUUCAUCCAGGAUAGUAGAUAGCCUCGAAACUUAAGUGGAGCAGAAACUUGGGAUAACUUCUGCAAUUUCUUGGCCUCUUUUUCCCUCACACUUCUUAAACCUUUUUCAAUACUAGGUCACCAACCAACAGAAAGGCUACGCCACUACAUAUUGACAACUUGUCUAGUGCAACAGACAAUCGGGUAAGUGAACUACACUCGUAACCUUUUGGGAGUUCCAAGUUUGUCUGUUUCUUGGACAAAUCAUGACGUGGCCCACGAGGAAUUCACGCAUAUGUUAUUAAUGAGUGCGCAUUACGUAGAGAAGCAAGGGAAGAACCAUUUUUAUUCGUUUUUUCAGUUGAGCGGAGGCAAGUGCGAGGGGUAAGAUGUUCGACGAGAGUUUUUUUUUUUUUGCGCUCCUUCCCUCGCCUGUCUCGCCCUUCGCGUGCACCUUGCGCGUACACCGAUCGCCUGAAAAUCACGCAAGCAAUGACAUUAUACCAAAAGUUCACUCUAUAGAAGUAAUUACAAGCCGUAUGUUCCUGAAUUUGUUGUUAUUUUCGUUGCAGUGUGACUCACCGUUGUUUUCUCCAGGCAUGGAGCAGAGUGCCUCAAGCAAUAAACUGUUACUUGUCACCGAUUUAUAGCGAGACUAAAAGGACAUCAGAUGUGGCAAUAUGCCUCACACAUGACGCGGAAAGUCAUAUAUAUGAAGUGGGACGCAGAUGAUCGGUUCGUUACAUAAUCCCAAUGUUAAAAACCCUAGCAAUAGAAUAUCAAGGUGGAAAAGACGCUUUUUUUAUUACAAAACCUGCUUCCCUUUUUAUGUACAGUGAAGAUAUCCUGAAUUUGUUAGGUUUAUAUUUACGGGACCAAAAUUUGAAAUUUCGAAUGACAGCUACAAUUAUCGCCUGCUAUUGCUUAAAAUAAUUGUUAUGUCUCAUGUAGUUAGGCGAAGCUUUUUUAAUGUGUUUUCUUGAUUUUACUAUUAUUUUUCCUAGAAAUAUCUGUUGAUUAAUAUUUUUUGUAGUGGUAUUUUCAUUGAUGGACGUAGUAAAGAAAACUGUUAGUACUCAGUAUUCCCUGUAAGUUGGCAAUAAUCCUUUCUUGAGAACUGUCUCAAUUGUAAAUCAUAAUAGUAGUAAUAUAUUAUAGGAAAUAUGUCAAUUGCGAACAAACAGCAAGGUUUUGUUGUCAUUUUGAAAUCACUGUAAAAUUAGUGACUGGGUUACAAAACUACUUUAAUUUCUGUAAAUGAGGGCAGAAGUUGAAUUACACUAGUUGAUUGUGGCUACCGCUCCUUGAUUGGUCGAUAAGAUUGUCAGCUGUCUCCUGUCUCCCCGCGGGCGCUUCUGGUGGUAUUGGAGCGAGGAAAUUUGCUGACACCUCAGACUAAGUUUGCAAUUGGUUGUUGAGAGGUUCCGAUCAACCAUUGGCCAUAUUGUUAUGAGCCAAUGAUUCGGGGACCUUUCUGGUGUGGUGACUGGUUCUAUUUAACUAAUGAGAAUGCGAUUUAAAACGAGACCCACAGGCUUAAUAGUUUGAAAUCCUCGUAGACUUGUCUAAUUCCCAAAUUUAGGCGGGAAAUAGCGAAAUUAUUUACCAAACAAAUAUUUGAAGCCGCUAGUUCGUCUUCAAAACAUAAGAUACUCAGCUACUUCAGAAAUGUUACGACGGUGCAAGGUAAUUGUUCCACUGCUUU